Molecule: messenger RNA, 3591 nt
Organism: Eruca vesicaria subsp. sativa (arugula)
Lineage: Eukaryota; Viridiplantae; Streptophyta; Magnoliopsida; Brassicales; Brassicaceae
Source: the annotation of a GenBank genome assembly
AUGGCUGCUUCUUCCUCUUCACAGGGACUCCCUGACCCUGAGUCAUGGCAAGUGUUCAUCAACUUCCGUGGGGUAGAACUACGCGACAACUUCGUCAGCCAUCUCGAGGUAGCUUUAACACAGGCGGGAAUCAACUACUACAUUGACAGGAAAGAGACGCGGAGCGAAGACCUCAAAGUCCUUUUCAAGAGGAUCCAGCAAUCACAAAUCGCCUUGCCCAUCAUCUCGAGCAUGUACGCCGAGUCAAACUGGUGUUUGGACGAACUUGUUGAGAUCAUGGAACAAGUGGAGAAUGGAAACCUCAAAAUCAUCCCUAUCUUCUUCAACGUGACCCCAGAGGAGGUUAAAGAUAAGGGAGGACGAUUCCGCUUUAUGGUGUUUAGAGAAAAUGAAAAGAAUGGAAAAAGUAUAGCUGAUUUGCAGAAAUGGAACGAGGGGCAGCUUAUUGUAGAGAUUGUUAAUUCGGUCAAGAAAGUGCUAGCUCAACUAGAAGCCAAACCAAAUGUGCUCCCUAACAAUGUCUCACCAGUAACUUCUGGUGGCAAUCCUUCCUGUCCAACGUCUCGAGAGAAGCCUUUCUUUGAAGAUGAAAUGAAUCGACGCCUUAAACAGUUGAAAGAAAAGAUAAGUUUUAAGAGCCUUGAAACUCAGAUUGUUGGAAUUGUUGGGAUGCCUGGGAUUGGUAAAACCAAUCUCGCGGAAAUGCAAUUCCAUAAGAAGAAAACCAGGUUCGUGUUUAAGAAGAUUGUCUCGAGCAUCCGUGAGAAGUCAGAACAACAAGAGCCUGAUUGUCUGAAGAAAGAGCUUCUGAAUGGUCAAGAAUGUAAUGAUAGCGCUGAUAUGUUCAAAAGGAAAAUCUUUGUUGUUCUGGAUGACGUGAGCGACAAGAAACAAAUCGAUUUUCUAAUGGAAAAGCUCAGCUUGGUUAAGAAGGGAAGCAAGAUUGUCAUUACAACUCGUGACAAAUCAUCAAUUGCAGGACUGGCUCAGGAGACAUAUGUAGUCCCUGGUUUGAAUGAUAAAGAUGCGUUGGAGCUCUUUGAAUAUCAUGCCUUUAAUGAUCAAACCUCUAGCCCCGAAGGGAGUUUCCUCAAGCUAUCCAAACAGUUUGUGGAUUACGCUGGAGGCAAUCCACUAGCCCUUGAGGCACUGGGAAAGGAGCUCUGUGGGCAAGAUGAGGCUCACUGGGAAAAAAGACUACUAACGCUACCACAUUGUUGCAACCGAAAGAUCAAAACUGAGUUGAAAAUCAGUUAUGACAAACUCAGUGACCAAGAGAAAGAUGCAUUUCUGGACAUAGCUUGUUUCUUCAGAUCAGAGGAGGAAGAUUAUGUGAAAUGCUUACUGGAUCAGUAUGACUCCGAGUCUGGAGAAGACGCUGUUGGAGAACUAGCUCAAAAGUUGUUGAUCUCUAUCUCUGCUGGCCGAAUAGAGAUGCAUAAUCUACUGUGUACAUUUGGCAAGGAAAUUGGUUCAUCCGAUGAAAAUAUGUCAGGCCAAAGAAUGUGGGCUUAUAAAACAAUAACUGAAACACUAUGCUUGAAAGAGCUCAUCAGCCCUGACCAGACAAAACAGGGAAAGAAAAAGGUUAGAGGCAUUUUCUUAGACACGUCCAAAGAAGAACAAGUGGGAACACACUCAACGUCAAAAAAUGGAAAAGAAAAUACGAAAAUACCAUUAGACAUGGAAACUUUUACCGACAGGUUCAACCAGACGGAUCUACGAUACCUCAAGAUCUAUGACUCUCUUUGUCCUCAGAACUGUAAAGUGAUUUUGCCAGACGGACUUGAGUUUCCAUUUCAAGAGGUCCGUUAUCUCCACUGGCAGAACUUUCCUUUGGAAGAACUUCCACCAGACUUCAACCCUCAAAAUCUCAUUGAUCUCAGGCUGACUCAUAGUAAAAUGAUUGAACGACUUUGGGAAGAUGUUAAGGAAGUGCCACGGUUGAAGUGGGUGGAUCUUAGUUACUCGACUAAGUUGACUGACUUAUCAGCUGUGUCAAACGCAUCUCAUCUUCGAAGGUUAAAUCUUGAAGGCUGCGAGAUUCUUAAGAAGUUGCCUGAAGAUAUGGUAAACAUGAGGAGCCUUGUUUUUCUGAACCUCAGAGAUUGUGUAAUGCUCUCCUCUCUACCAGACAAUCUGGUUUUGGUCUCUCUGAAAACUCUCAUCCUCAGUGGCUGCUCAAGAUUUACAAAGUUUGACCUUGUCUCCAAAAAUCUUGAGUUUCUUCAUUUAGACGGCACUGCGAUCGAGAGUCUUCCCUCGACCAUCCAAGACUUCAAGAAACUUGUGUUACUGAAUCUUAAAAACUGCAAAAGGUUGGAGUCUCUUCCGGAUUGUCUCGAAAAGCUUAAGGCUCUUGAAGAACUGAUGCUCUCAGGCUGUUUCAAGCUCAAACGUCUUCCUGAAAUCAAAGAGAAGAUGGAAAAGCUUCAGAUUUUAUUGCUUGAUGGGACCUCAAUACAGUGUCGUGGUUUCAGUGACCAACUAGUUAACCAACAACCUCUCCAGAUUAAUAGCUUAUCUAUGUUGCGGCGUCUCUGCUUAAGCAGUAAUGAUAUGAUCUACAGCUUGCAAUCUAGCAUUAGUGAACUCUAUCAUCUAAAAUGGAUAGACCUGAGGUAUUGCACCAACCUCACAUCUCUUUUAACGCUUCCACCGAAUCUUCAAUACUUGAACGCACAUUCCUGCACGUCGCUGAAGACAGUAGCGAGUCCUCUUGCUCUUCUUAAUCCAACGGAGCAGCUCUCUUCUUCAUUCAUCUUCACUAACUGUGAUAAGCUAGAGCACGUCGCAAAGAAUGAGAUCAUAUGCUACGCUCACAGUAAAAGUCAGCGCUUGUCAGAUGCAUUGCAUCGUCACAACAAGGGUGUUGCUUUUGAAAAUUUGGUUGCCACUUGCUUUCCUGGAAGUGAAGUUCCUGUGUGGUUCAAUUACAGAGCUUCUGGAGCAGUGUUGGAGCGGGAGCUGCUUCCAAGCGACAAUGGGUUUGUUGGCAUAGCUUUAUGUGCUGUUGUUUCAUUUGAGAACUACAAAGCCCAAAACAACAACUUCAUGGUGAAGUGCUUAUGUGAGUUCAACAAUGUUGACACGUCUUCUACCUUCUUCAGUUUCCAUAUAGGGGAUUUAUCCGAGGAGAAAGAGGACCAACGCACGAUUAAGUCUACUCACGUUUUCAUUGGCUUCACCAGCUGGUUGAAUAUCAACCAUUGUAAAGAACUAGACCUUAGGAGAAGGUGUGGUCCUGCUAAAGCUUGUAUUUCGUUUCUGGUCACAGAUGGUACUCGUGAGGUUGCAAAAUGCAAGGUACUGAAGUGCGGUUUUAGUUUGGUGUGUGAAUCUGGCAAUGGGUCUUGGGAUGCAAACGCUGAUGCAAGCGACGAUGCAAGUUCAGAGGUUACUGAAUCUGAUUCUUGUUUUCAGGAUGCAAUCGAUGGUCCAAUAGAUAGUGAAUCUGAUAAUGAUAAUUCUUCAGAUAAGAAGGCAGGAGAAGUUAGACAAGGCGAAAGUAGAUUAUGGGGUUUCUUGAGAAGAGGAUGGCUUAUUACUUUGUCCCUGUUUGUUUCUUCAUCCACUUGCAUCCCCAUUUAG